Molecule: messenger RNA, 1338 nt
Organism: Colletotrichum destructivum
Lineage: Eukaryota; Fungi; Ascomycota; Sordariomycetes; Glomerellales; Glomerellaceae
Product: Putative phytanoyl-CoA dioxygenase
Exons: 5
Coding region: 1-1338 (445 amino acids)
Source: RefSeq, a predicted model, not a curated record
AUGGCUGCCUCGGUUCUUCACGCGGCGGGCCCCCCGCUAACUCCAGGAAUGGACUUCGGAAAACUCACAUACAGCGAUCCCAAGGAACAAGAAUUCGACACACUUGCCUCGAAAGUCCUUGAGACCAUCAAAGGCAGAUUUUCGGCUUUGGGCGAGGCCGAUACAUUGGCGGAACUCAUCGUGACUGACAAGAUGCCCCGUGGCGAGCUCACGAAAACCAUCUACAUUGAUGCUCGGCCAACCGGCACUCGUCUGCUUGAGCUCCCACCUCCCGGAAAGAGCGUAGACGUGACAGUUUCUCUGCGUCCGGAUAUGUUUUUCGGCUUGGCCAACGGCAACCUAGACGUGAACAUGCUUGCCCGUAUUGGCUUCAACGUGCAGGGCGCCAACCCCUCCAAGUCACACGAUCUCUUGGACCGCAUAUCUCCACGGCCGUCCAAAGUCAUGACUCUGAAGGAUUACACCUUCUCUGAGGACGCGCUCCCUAAACCGACGACUGACAUCGUGGAGGUCAAGCGCAAUAUCAAGCAAUUCGGAUACGGCCUGGUCAAGGACGCCUUAGAGCCGGAGCAGGUUCGAAUUUUGAGACGGGCCAUUCUUGAACAAGCUGCCGGGGAGCGGAAGGCCGGCGUAGCUGACAUCGAAGGCGGAACCAAUCAACGGCUGUGGAAUGUUGUCAACAAGGGGGCUGAGUUUCUAGAUCUCUUGAACCACCCACUGUUUGACGAAUUGCUCGCCUGGUUUUUGGGAGAUUACUCGUACCUGUCUCAGGCUUCAGUCAAUAUCUUGGGACCCAACAACGUGCCGAUGCCCUUUCACCGCGACCAGCUUCCUAUAAAUCCUUUCACGGACGAUCCAGUUGGACUUAGUUUCAUGUUUUACAUGGAGGACUCCAGCAAGAUGAACGGAGUCACGCAUGUAAUUCCGGCUUCUCACAUCGGUCAUGUACGCCCACGCAAUCCAAACAGUUUUGAUGGAUCCAUCCCAGUAUCUGCCCCGGCCGGCACUUGCCUAGUCUUCAAUACUACGGUUUGGCAUUCAACUGGCGUCAAUACCACAAACGCCGAAAGACCCGCUCUCAUCUACGCCUUCAACAGGUACUUCAUGGGUUCGGUUAUUAACCCGUACUUGAGCUUGCGAGGAGAUAUCUUAGGCAAAUUGACUUUGCGGCAAAAGCAAUUGCUUGGUUUUGUUGUGCGUCCGGCAUUCAACUGGGUUGGCAAAGCAAGAUCGGCGGGCGAGGCUGUGGAGCAGACUGAGGACGUUGGUGAGAUGAGGGCAGAGUACGAACCGAUUGGUGGUAAGGCUACUGGUAUAGCCAGUAUCUCGGAGAGAUAG